UAUGUGAAUGCCAAUUGUGGAGGAAGCAGAGAAAUAGUUUACAAAUUGGAAUUUUGUGUUGCUUGGCGCCUGAAAAGAAUUUGCUCAGGCAAAAUGUCCGAGGAAACAGCAGCAGCAGCAGUAGUGGUAGCCCCCUCCACUCUCACCACGGCCCAGAAGUCGCGCAUUGAGCGCAACCUGGCCAAGGCCCAGAGACUGCGAGAGGCCAAACUUGUCUCGCAUCCUUACAAGGAACUCGGCAACCACCUUGGGGAUACUCAGCCAGAGGGUGGGCCGAGUCAGGGCAGCUCGGUUAUCAAGGUGCAGGGCACCAAAUACAUUGACAGUGGCGGUGGCUUCCUGCUGGAACAGCCUGUGCUGCCGGCGGCUGGAGCAGGAGCUGCCGACAAGCCAGAGGAUGGGGCAGUGGCCAAUUUCGUGGACGAUGCCAUUGCCAUACCGGUGGUGUUCGAGGAGUGUCUGGAGUGCGGCGAACCCUUUGCCGACUCGUAUCUGUUUACCAAUUUUGGGCACUCGGUGUGCGACAAGUGCCGGGACAACGAGGAGCGCCACUCGCUCAUCACCCGCACUGAGGCCAAGGCCGAGUAUCUUCUGAAGGACUGCGACUUUGACAAGCGCGAGCCAAAGUUGCGCUACAUCAGCCGCAAGAAUCCCCAUAAUGUGCGCUGGGGCGAAAUGAAGCUCUACCUGCACUCGCAGGUCCAAAAACGGGCCAUGGAGGUGUGGGGCAGCGAGGAGGAGCUUGUCCGCCAGCACGAGGGUCGGGAAGAGAAGCGCGAGGUGGGCAAGGCCCGCAAGUACAACAAACAGAUGAAGCAGCUCCGCAUGGAGGUCCGCAGCAGUAUUUAUACCAAGAAAACGCAUGCUAUACACGAGCACGAAUUCGGCCCCGACACCUACAACGAGGAGGAGGACGAGUACACGCACACCUGCCUCACCUGUCCCUACACCGAAACCUACGAAAAGAUGUAGUGAGAGAAACCGAUAGACAUUCUUCAUUAAAAAACCUAUUUCGCCAUAUUUUGUAAGACCCUUGAAGGAAAACCUUUUGAUUUUGAUUUAAAAUUGUAUUUGAAUGCUGAGUUUUUGCCGCCACAUGAAUGAAAUAUAUUGGAUAUUGCUAAUGGAAUAUUAAAUGGUCCAUAUUGCCAGAUGAUAUGA
Messenger RNA from Drosophila obscura, 1161 nucleotides. It is a transcript of the gene Xpac, whose product is annotated as DNA repair protein complementing XP-A cells homolog. Gene Ontology annotation, molecular function: damaged DNA binding. The record is from RefSeq and is a predicted model, not a curated record. The coding region runs from base 94 to 972 and encodes 292 amino acids. The transcript has 2 exons. Gene Ontology annotation, cellular component: nucleotide-excision repair factor 1 complex. Lineage: Eukaryota; Metazoa; Arthropoda; Insecta; Diptera; Drosophilidae. Gene Ontology annotation, biological process: nucleotide-excision repair, DNA damage recognition; nucleotide-excision repair involved in interstrand cross-link repair; UV-damage excision repair.